CCUCGGGGAUUGGGUAGCUUCGAGGGAGGUGGGCGCUGAUUGGUCGGCGUUCGGGAGGCUCCGGGUGAGGCCGGGGCGCGCGAGCUGGAGUUCCGGUGGGAGGCCUCCUGCGCCAAGGGCCUGCCUCUUUCACCAUGGCCUCGGCUGAGCUGAACUACACCAUCGAAAUCCCGGAGGAGCCCUGCCGGAGUCAGGAGAACAGUUCCAACCAAGGAGGGAAGGAGGCUGAGACCCGGCAGCCUUUGGUGAUUCUCUUGGGAUGGGGCGGCUGCACGGACAAGAACCUUGCCAAGUACAGCGCCAUCUACCACAAAAGGGGCUGCAUCGUGAUCCGCUACACUGCCCCCUGGCACAUGGUCUUCUUCUCCGAGUCCCUGGGCCUCCCUUCGCUUCGUGUUUUGGCUCAGAAGCUCCUGGAGCUGCUCUUUGAUCACGAGGUGGACAAGGAGCCCCUGCUCUUCCAUGUCUUCAGCAAUGCCGGCGCCAUGCUGUAUCGCCAUGUGCUGGAGCUCCUGCACACCCACCGGCGCUUCUGCCACCUGUGUGUGGUGGGCACCAUUUUUGACAGCGGGCCUGGUGACAGCAACCUUGUGGGGGCGCUGCGGGCCCUGGAAGCCAUCUUGCGGCGCUGGCCGGUCAUGCUGCGCCUGCUGAUCCAGGGGGCCUUCACCCUGGUGGCAGUCCUGUUCCACAUCCUGCUGGCUCCACUCACCGCCCUCUUCCACACUCACUUCUACGACAGGCUCCUCAACUCAGCCUCUCGCUGGCCCGAGCUCUACCUCUACUCCCGGGCUGACAAGGUGGUCCUGGCCAGGGAUGUGGAGCGCAUGGUUGAAGCACGCCAGGCACACCAGGUCUCUGUGCGUUCUGUGGACUUUGUGUCAUCAGCCCAUGUCAGUCACCUCCGCGACUUCCCCACGCACUACACCAGCCUCUGUGUCAGUUUCAUGCGCAGCUGUGUCCAUAGUGGGGUACCUCGCUCAACCCCCUCACCUGUACCCCAUAAAUAAGUGCCCACCUUCUCCCCACAACUGACACUGGAUGUGUUCAGCUCCUUUCAGCCUUUUAGAACUGCAUGGUCCCCUUUGUAGAGAAUUCCCAGGGUCCUGUGUUCGGGAUCACUGUGAUGGCUACUGCAGCCCCUAGGGGGCAGCAGUCCUUGUGUGACUGUAGGAGUUCUGCCCUGUGGGUUUCAGAUACGUCCACUGGCCAGACUAGUAACUCCCAGGGUUAUAAGGGUUAGUAAAGUUGGUAGGGGCCUGGGGGUAUUGAGGAUGAGCCCAGGAUAGAUCACUGGUUUCUGGAAUUGAGGGUGAGUUUUUGGGAUAGAUGCCAAAGAAGGGUGAGGCCAUUGUAGUGUCUGCUGUUUAGGAUCCAUAGCAAAGCCCCCAGUCCCUGUGGAACCCAUUGAGACUUGCCCACCUGCCUACCCACUGCACGAGAGGCCAGAAGGGAAGUUGGGGAUACAGAACUGGGGGCAGCAAAGCUAGAAACCACCAGAUCCAGGAAGAUUGCCAGAUGUGAGGAAGGGUUGGGAGUGGGGAGCAGGCAGGCAGUGGCACUGUGGGUGUCUGGGGCCUUUGUCAUUAUUGCAACACCUUGUUUCCCUCGGGGAGCCACAUGCAUCUUUGGAGGCAGGAGAGGCAACUUCAGUCACUUGUUGUCCAGCAUUCUAUCAGGCACUGUUGUGUGGUACUGAAACAACUUGGUAUUCAAUAAAUCCAGAUGGAGAUGC
Molecule: messenger RNA, 1735 nt
Organism: Suncus etruscus (white-toothed pygmy shrew)
Lineage: Eukaryota; Metazoa; Chordata; Mammalia; Eulipotyphla; Soricidae
Gene: TMEM53
Product: transmembrane protein 53
Exons: 3
Coding region: 135-1010 (291 amino acids)
Source: RefSeq, a predicted model, not a curated record